AGUAACAGGAAAAGGGACCGAGAGGGAGAGUGUGAGGAGAUAGGAGGCACAAGAAGAAGAGACAGUGGCAAGCAAUCAGACUGUAUCAGAUUUUGUGGAAAAUCUGACCAAGGAAAAGACGCCUCUGGAAUAAGCUGCCUCCUGCCCCCCCCCUUUUUCUUUUCUAUCCCAGCCAAACAUUGCUGGAAGGAAAGUGUGCGUACAUAAAUUACUUCGGUUAAUCCUUGCAGUCUCUACUACAAAGAGGACUCAUUUACCAUGGUGAAAGAAAAAGUGGCCCAUUCCCAAGAACCUCACCACUCCACUGACAAGCCUGUCAUCCACUGCCAUAAAUGUGAGGAGCCGUGUAAAGGCGAAGUGCUCCGUGUCCAGUCCAAGCACUUUCACAUCAAAUGCUUCACCUGCAAAGUGUGUGGCUGUGACCUGGCCCAAGGAGGUUUUUUCAUUAAGAACGGGGAAUACCUCUGCUCUGUGGAUUACCAGCGCAUGUAUGGAACCCGCUGCAAUGGCUGUGGGGAAUUCGUGGAAGGAGAAGUAGUGACAGCUCUGGGAAAAACCUACCAUCCAAACUGCUUUGCCUGCACUGUUUGCAAACGCCCGUUUCCACCAGGAGACCGGGUUACCUUCAAUGGAAGGGAUUGUCUCUGUCAAAUGUGUGCUCAGCCAAUGGCAUCCAGUCCAAAAGAGAUCUCCAGCUCAAGCAAUUGUGCUGGCUGUGGAAGAGAUAUAAAAAAUGGCCAAGCGCUACUAGCACUGGAUAAGCAGUGGCACCUGGGAUGCUUUAAGUGCAAGGCAUGUGGCAAGGUCCUGACUGGGGAAUACAUCAGCAAGGAUGGCGCCCCUUAUUGUGAAAAGGACUACCAGGUUCUCUUUGGGGUCAAAUGUGAAGCAUGUCACCAGUUCAUCACCGGGAAGGUCCUAGAGGCAGGUGACAAGCAUUAUCAUCCGAGCUGUGCACGAUGCAGCAGAUGCAACCAAAUGUUCACGGAAGGAGAAGAAAUGUACCUGCAAGGUUCCACUGUAUGGCAUCCCGACUGUAAGCAGUCCACUAAGGCAGAAGAUAAGCUACGGCCUACAAGGACAUCAUCUGAAAGUAUUUAUUCCAGACCAGGUUCCAGUAUUCCUGGCUCACCGGGCCAUACUAUCUAUGCAAAAGUAGACAAUGAGAUCCUUGAUUACAAGGAUUUAGCAGCUAUUCCCAAAGUCAAGGCCAUUUAUGACAUUGAACGUCCAGACCUAAUUACUUAUGAGCCAUUCUACACUUCCGCCUACGAGGAGAGACAGGAGAGACAGAGUCUUGGAGAGUCUCCAAGGACACUGUCUCCCACCCCGUCUGCAGAAGGUUAUCAGGAUGUUCGGGAUCGCAUGAUUCACAGGUCAACCAGUCAGGGCUCUAUUAGUUCUCCAGUGUAUAGUCGACACAGCUACACUCCCACAAUGUCACGCUCCCCUCAGCAUUUCCACAGACCUGGCAAUGAGCCGUCCAGCGGUCGGAACUCCCCUGUCCCUUAUCGGCCAGACAGCCGCCCUCUAACUCCAACUUACGUUCAGGCCCCUAAACAUUUCCAUGUUCCAGAUCAAGGCAUCAACAUUUACAGGAAACCACCCAUCUAUAAACAACAUGAUGCAACUGCUUUGGCAGCACAGAGCAAGUCCUCCGAGGAUAUCAUCAAGUCCUCCAAGUUCCCAGCAGCCCAUGCUCCAGCACCCAACGAGAUACCAAAGAUUGAGACAGACCACUGGCCAGGUCCUCCCUCACUUGCGGCUGUAGGAGCUGACAUGAGACGCAGAUCAAGUGGCAGAGAGGAAGAAGAUGAAGAGCUCCAGAGACGUCGGCAGCUACAGGAGGAGCAGCUCAUGAAGCUUAACUCAGGUCUGGGGCAAUUGAUAUUAAAAGAAGAAAUGGAAAAGGAGACUCGCGAUAGGCCACCUCUUUCAGCCAGUCGUUAUGAUUCUCCAAUUAAUUCAUCCUCACAAGCCUCGGCCUCCAAAACCUCCUCCCUCCCUGGCUAUGGAAGAAAUGGACUGCACAGGCCGGUGUCUACAGACUUUGGUCAGUACAAUAGUUAUGGGGAUGUGAGCGGUGAUGUUCGAGAUUUCCAGUCCCUCCCGGAUGGUCAUGUCCCCGGAAUGAGAAUGGACAGAGGAGUGUCUAUGCCUAACAUGUUGGAACCAAAGAUUUUUCCAUAUGAAAUGCUCAUGGUGACCAACAGAGGGCGAAAUAAAAUAUUACGGGAUGUAGACAGAACCCGGCUUGAGCGUCACUUAGCACCGGACGUUUUUCAAGAAAUAUUUGGCAUGACAAUACAAGAGUUUGACAAGUUACCUCUUUGGAGACGCAACGACAUGAAGAAGAAAGCAAAACUCUUUUAAUUCACUCUACAUUUAUAGCCCUUUAAACGAAACAAAACAAAUUGCAUAGGAUAUUGUAUGAUAAAGUCCAUAUUCUCUUUGGAGAGCAACUUACUCAUCCACCAAAAAGGGAAAAUCUGACAAAGGCACCUGUAUUCAUAGCAAUUGGGCCAACAUGAACAUUUGCCAAUGGGGUAAAAAUUUCUAUGUUCAGAAACUUGAUGGCAAUUUUCACAUGUGUAAACUUUUUACAUGUCGUAUACAUGAUAGGAAGUGGUUCUUUUCUUCUCCCUCAAUAAUAUUCCCUUUAAUUUUUGUCCAGAAUAUGACGGACUUUAUUGCUAGAGCCAGGAAGUGCGCUUAGGAUGCCUAGUAGAAUGAAAGAAUUGUAAUCACUUCAAGAAAUGAAUAUAUAUACAUAUAUUCUGUAGUAUACCCAUAUGGUAAAAUUAAUCCUUUUUGCACACCAUUUCUUAACUGGCACUGUUUUAAAACAGCAUAUUCUUUCUGUUAUGAAAGAAUGAGGCAGGCAGUUUGCUCUGUUCUGCUGCAUACCAACCAAAUUAUUGGAAAACAAAUUCCCUGCUUGUACUUGUACUACAUAUAUGCUAGGAUAUCAAUAGUGAAUUGCUGUGUAUGUUUUCAGAUCUUCCCUCCUCCAUACUUUCUGCUUUAAUUAACAUGGCCUGGGCUUUACCAGUCCUUUAAGUAAAGGGAAUGGUGUAGGAGUGGCAGUUUUCUUGUUGUUUAGUCUGGGGAUUUAGGGAGGGUGGUGGGUGGAGGAAAUGAAAGAGUUAAAAGGAAAUUCUUCUCAAGUAUGCUCUGGUGCACACCCACAGACUUUGGGCCAAAUUCCCUGCUACUGCAAAAUGGCUCAGCUGCACUGAGUUGCACCAGCAGAGAAUUUUUUUCUGUGUGAGCAGACAUGCGAUUUAACCCCUCUUGGCAGGGGAAGGGAAGUUUCUAUGUGAAAUAGUCCUAUCUUGCACCAUGUCCUCCCAGUAUAGGCUUAUUGGUUACAUCACUGUUGCAGACAUUGACUAUCAAGCUGAGCACUUUUUUAUUGUUUGUUGUUUGUUAACGUUUUCACUCAUGCUUUGAAAAGAGGGUUUGGAAUUUCUUUGAUGCUACAAAGAUGCACCCUGGUAUUUUUUUGGUUUUGUUUUGUUUGUUUUUUUUCCUUUGUGCCUGGCACGCUUUGUAGGGUGCAGGAAAUCAUGCAGGGUAGUUUUUUGAAUCGAGUUAUGCUUAUUAUUGUUUGCAAUCUUUUCCCACUGUGCUCCAGAGUGUGAAGAUUGCCUGUAUAUAACUUCACUGCUUGGAGGGCAGGUUGUGUUCACACGAGGACGCGAGGAACACAUUACCUUCCCUGAAUGAAUGCUUAGCUGCUGAAAGGUCAACGUCUUCUCUACAUUGGUGCUGAACUGCCAAUGUAUCCCUCUCUUUUAUGAGUGCGCUAGUCUACAGAGGGAUGUCAAGAUUUUACUUUUAGAUUUGAUAGUCCUCAUGGGAGACACCAGAGCCUUUUGUGUUUUCCAUUACUGAGGACUAACACAUAGACAUCAGGAGGAGGAAGUGGUUAGGUCUGGUAGGUCAUGUAGGAGAUUUGAGAUUCUGGAUCAUUGCAUUGAGUUCUGCACUUCUGCUCCAGUAGGACUGCAUGUUGUCCUAUAACUAAUCAUCUCAAUGUGCAGAAUUAACCAAAUCCUGCUUUCUGGUUGCAGUCCCAGAGAGGCGUGAUCCAACAGAACCAGUGCUGUUCCACUGAAGAGAUCUGGGCAGAGGGUUUAGUAUUUGGGGGACCCGUCUGCGGGGGGUCCAUACCGCCUGCAUGCUAGAGAGCACAGCCAGGGGAAAGGGAUAGUGCAGACCAGGGGAUGAGCUGGUGGAGGUGCUACCAUGCAGCGCCAUCAGCCAUUACCCCUAUGGAACAAGAGCACAGAAGUUCUCAGUGAACAGCAUAACACUGGUCCAAAUGAAUCCCUGGGGGUAAUUCCAGUGACUUCAGUGGGGUUACAGCAAGGAUCAGUUCAGCAUGUUGUUUUAUUUCAUGUUCCAGUACAAGCAUAGUAAACAUUUCCAGAUUACUAUUGACAAGUAAAUGGGAGUGGAAUAGCUGAAAUGAGAUGCAAAUCCGGGUUACCAAUGAAACCAAACACAGCAUACUGAAGGGGCAAACAUCUUAUGAUUGGGGAGUUUGGUAGGGUUGGAACUUACUGAAAUUUGCUGUUUGUUUCUUGCAGAUUAUGGUUCAAUUUCAAGCUGGAUAUUUUGAGUAUCAAUUUUUAAAAAAAAUUCUGAAAUUGUUUAGGCCCCAACCCUCCAGAUGACUCCACACAAACAUAGUGUGACAGACGCUGGUGAGCAGUGAUUUGGAGGGUCGGCCUUAGUCUUUUUCCCAGUUCUAAUUUUCAGUUCAAAGGAUGUUCUCCUGCAUAGCACAGGAAAAGCUGCAAGCUUGCAGACCACAUUGUUCCCUCCAUCUGUAGAUUUAUUAUUAAACAUCUCCACAGCCGACGAGGGAACGUUAUCCAACAGAAAAGUUGAAAAACAGCAAAGUUUGAAUUUCAAAAUAUCUGAUCUGGUUAUUUUCAGUGCUUUAUUUUCAAAAACCCAAGCUAUGAAAAAUGACUUCAGGUUAGAUUGUAUCUAUUUCUAACCAGUUCCGACCUAUCGUCACUAUCCCUGCUUAGAAAGAAAUGAAAGAGAAGCCAAUUUAGAUGCCCCAGACAUCUUAGUCUACACACGUCUUCAGGAUUUUGCUAUGUAGAAGCUGGUGUCAUUGUCCUUUACAACCAUAGGUUUCUCCAUUACUAAGAAAUACAUGAGGACAUUCAGGAAAGUUAAGAUGACUCAAAUAAAUGUGUGAAGUUAAAGCACAUUCAUUACAAAGUGUAGAUGCUGUCAUUCAGGACAAAAGUGAUGUUAGUUCACUGUAGCUAAAUUCUCUGCUACUGUGAACUAAUGCUGCUUUACCUCACAACUUUAGUUUCAUCUUAACUUUCCUGAGUGUCCCCAUGUACACAAACCUUAGGAGAUCCCAUGUCUUUAAGGAUCACUGCUGCAGCCCUGGGGCCUGUUUUCUCCAGUGGGCAGCUAGUAAUUCUCACCACAAGUUUUUCUACCUUCCCAUCAGCCUGAGAAGGCAAGUAGCAGCCUCAUAAACAGAGACAUAGCCCCAGGGAGAGGCUCCUUAGUCAGUUUGUGAAUCAUUUCCUAGCACCACUCCCAUAUUCUGUUGUUUUGGGGCAUAUCUUCAAGAUGUAGGUAAAUUCCCCCUCCUUCUUCAACGUUCCCUGAAGAUAUGGUGCUGUUCAUGUAGGUUCCCAUUUGCAGAUACAAAUGCAUAUUUGGAGCACGCAGUUACCUGAUUGCUGAUGUGUGCGCAUGUUCUGAGUGUACUGGUGCGUUGCCAUGAUUGGCCUGGGUCUAAAUCAGUGCGGAAUUUGGCCAUAGGCACUUCUUUUUGAAAAUGCCGCCCAUUACUUAUUGCCUUUCAUUCAGGUCUGCAGCACCCAUAACAGCAGUGAUGAGAUUGCUAAAGAAUGCUGUGUGUAGCUUGGCAAUAUUCGUCAGUGUAGUUGGGAUCAAGUAAUUUGACUUACCGUUUUUGUCCCCUCUCCUGUCAACUAAGAGACAGAAAAAAGACAUGAGAAUUUUUAUAUAAACUAGAAAGAAGCAAGAAGGAAGACUUGGCCAGUCCAAUGUCCUUGCACUAUAUUGUAAGUGAACUCAUUUCAGGCUUGAAAAUCGGAAUGAUAGUGCAUUUAUCUUAAUACGUGCAUUGUGUCUUCUCUGCAGAUUAAGCCAGUAGCUGGAAGGAUAGAUUUGGAAGUUUUUAGACUUGUCUAACACUUUCAGCUUCCCAGUGAAACAUGAAACCAUUUUUUUUCCUUUCAAAACUUGUUUGAGGAGCUUCAUUAUAUUAUUUUGUCUUCCUUAAUGGAUAACUUCAUGCUGCUGUUAUUUAAAACAGAUUGGCGCGCUCUUAAGAGUUUGAAAAGAUUGUCUAACAACAAUGCACGUUUGUUCUCAGUUUCUGGUUAGUAACUGCUCCUUAAAUUUGCUUUGUGGUGACCUGUAAACUCAGAUCAGCUGCCGUAUGCGGUGAAAAGAGUCAGGCUGGAAAAGUGAUGAGAGGGUUAUUGGUCUUACAAGAUGCAAGACUUAAUUUUGUGAUUCUGAUAACUUCCUGGUGUUUCCUGUCACUGAACUGUCUUUUCUUUGACAUUUGCCUAUUUUAAAGUUUGAUUUACUCUGAUGCUGAAGGUUUUGCCAUCCUUUCCCCAUUCAGAGGCACACCUUGGAAAGUCUUCUUCGCCCAGAUGGUCCAAAAGUCCUAUCAUCUGGGGAGAGUCACUAAGUCUCUUUGGAAAGAUUUGUUAAGCUUGAAUUAGCCACCAGCCUUUGAAGCCAAAUCCCUUUGAUAAGUAGUUGCCUCUCUCGAGAUGUUUAUGCUGUGGCCAGUUUUAAAAUUCAAAUUCAUCUUUACAAAGAGAGAAAUCUUUUGUGCUGUUAUAAAUAUGGCAGGGAUGCCUUGAGGCGGGGAGUGGGUCUGGCUCAGCUAGGGUCCUCCAGGGCUCCUCAGAGGUGAGUUUAAAGUACUUAAGAGGAAAUAAUUGCAGAUCAGCCAAGUGCUGCUCACUCUCAAAGCCCCUUGAAGUCACUGGAGUCAUGGACAAAUGUAAAUCCGGAGUAACAGGUGUAAAUCAGGAGUAAGUCUACUGAAGUCAAUGGAAAUAAGCUGGUGUAAAAGGUGACCGCAGAAUCAGCCCACAGAAAGAGAAGAGUGCACUCAGCACUGCCAAUGCUGUAUCCCAAAGACCUAAUACUGAGCAGGCCUGAGCACCUGUAGCCCCCAUCGACUUCAAUGGAAGUUGGGAGAACUCAGCCCUUGGAAGGGCUGGACCUUAGGAUGGAGGAGUUAUGUAAUGAAUGAAAAACCUCCUCUUUCUCUCCAUCCCUUUCCCCUCUUCGAUAUCUAUUAACACCCUUUCAGGAGUCAAUGUGUGGGGAGGGGCGGUUUGGUUUUUGUUUUGCUAUGACACACUCCACAUGUUGGACAUUACUUUAUAUCCACUGAAAAGAACAGUCACAAGAAGAUUCACCACCCACCCCAUUGGAGGGAACAAGCAAAGCACCCAACCUGUCCUGGAGCCAUGGUCAUCUCUGUCCACUACACACACUUGGGUCUUGAUUCUACAGUCCGCGCUCACUUGAGCAGCCCCGGUGCCACUGCACUGUUCACCCACUCAGACUUUGUGGGACUGUUCAGGCAAACAAGGGCAGCAGGAUUCUUAGUGCAGACACAUACCGGGGAGGGCUGUUUAGACCUGGGGUAUGGUCUUACACUAUUGCAAUGUAAUGAGGAGCAUAGAAAGUGCUACUGAGCUCUGUGAUGAGAGAACAAUGUGCCUUUCUCCUUUGGUAUGAAAACACCGCCAGUGGUUGGCUACAAGACCCACAGUGGGUGGCAGCUGGUGUGGAUUUUGUCUUGUGAUUCCCUCCCCCACCUUUUGUGUCCCAUUUAAAUGAUAAGAAGACCAGUGUCAUGCACAGAUUUGGACGUUCCAGUUGAAGGCCCCCCCUUGUCAGGCAUCAUCUCUGACGCCAAUAAGCAUAUUCAUUUACAUGUAAGCACCAGUUCAGGAAGUGGGGGGGGGGAGAAUAAUUGGCCAUCAGUGUUGUUGCCAUGAAUUACUUCAUUUCCCAAAGGGCUUCUAACAAGGAAAUGCAGUUAUGUUAAUUACUUCCUCAAAAUGUUCAUCCACAGGAGAGAAUAUUGAUCCUGCAUGCUUUGUGAUCGUUGUUUUCUGAGAUGAAGCAGCCCUUACGUUUUGCUCUGGAGGCAAAUAGGUGUUUCAGCUGCACAAGCUUGCAGAAUGUUCAUGGUCAGUGUAUCAAACACUGCACUUUGGGCCAGAUUUUCAAAUGUAUUUAGGUGCCUAAUUCCUAAAGACGCAGAGAGGAAUUGAAAGUCACUGGGAGGUAGGUGCCUAUAUGCCUCUUUUGGACCUGAUCCAAAGCCCAUUGAAAUCAAUGGAAAGACUCCCAUUGACUUCAACCUGCUUUGGAUCAGGUCCUUAUUCAGCUGGCUAGGCCAGAAAAAUAUCUAUCCCAGAAGCCAUUUCUUCCCACAGUAAUGAGUUUUUUGUAUCAUUAAUGAAACUGUUCUGUGCAAGCAGAGUGACUGUGUGUGAGUUACUAACAACCCUUCAGUAAGGGGGCCUUAUAGAUGGUUGGGGUUUAAGUUUUGGGACAUAAAACUAACUUUAAAAAGAGAUUUUGUUUUAAGUUGAUAGGUUUUAGCGAUGGGUUGUUUGUUUUGGGUUAGGUUUCAUUAUGUUUUCUCCCCUCCCUUCAGAAACCUGACAAACCAGCCUUUUUUGAAAGAUUCCCUUUCUUUUUCAAUGGUUUGCGGUAUAGCUCUAUUUCCGAGUCUUUCUGUAAAAGUGAAUUGAUGUCUGUCUGUACAGUAAGUCCUCUUGUUUGCGAAAUGAGAAGUUGACCUAGGUUGCUGUUCUGUACAAUUACUGAUCUUCUCCACUUUCAUAUUGCAAGCAACACAUAUUGCACUCCUAUGCCACUAUAAUCUGCAUCACUGUUGUACUCAAAUCAAGUCAACGAAUAAAGUUUUGUGCUUUAUUCUUAA
Messenger RNA from Terrapene triunguis (Three-toed box turtle), 9004 nucleotides. RefSeq names its product actin binding LIM protein 1 (gene ABLIM1). Bases 259 to 2373 code for a protein of 704 amino acids. NCBI's taxonomy places the organism in Eukaryota, Metazoa, Chordata, Testudines, Emydidae. Gene Ontology annotation, cellular component: actin cytoskeleton; stress fiber. The record is from RefSeq and is a predicted model, not a curated record. The transcript has 23 exons. Gene Ontology annotation, molecular function: actin filament binding. Gene Ontology annotation, biological process: lamellipodium assembly; cytoskeleton organization; cilium assembly.